Penicillium olsonii is the source of this 810-nucleotide messenger RNA. Lineage: Eukaryota; Fungi; Ascomycota; Eurotiomycetes; Eurotiales; Aspergillaceae. The record is from the annotation of a GenBank genome assembly.
AUGAAGCGGCAGAAACCCAAGUGCAGGGUGGAGCUACCCAUAAUAAGUAAGCGGUGGGCAUCCGCCAAACCACACCUCGCGGAUUAUUCAUUGCCGACCUUUGAACCUGGUCCCGAGUCCCUUGCCAAACGCCCUUUUCGUCCUCCCCAACCCACCCGUGGAUACUCGCCCAGCAUGAUGUCCUGUGGCCGCAGACUCGCGACCUUUGCGUCGGCUCGCCCGCGCUUUGCCGUCCGCGCCUACUCCUCUACCGUGCCUCGCCUGAACGAGAACCCCAUCCAGGCCAACGACCCGACCCCGCGGAAGCCCACGCCCAAUGUCUCUGCUACCAAUGCCGAGCCUACCGACUCCUUCGGCCGUUUCGAUGGUACCCUGCAGGAGUCUCCCGAGGUCGGCGAGCGUAUCCGCAGCAUGCAGGCCCCCAACCGCGCUACCACCUGGGCUUCCAACCAGCAGCCGCGCGAGCAGGCCAUGGUCGGUCCUCGCUUUGAGCAGACCAUCAUGGAGACCCAGCCGCAACCUUAUGCCGCUAUCGACCUCAUUCACAGACAGCACGUCCGCUGGACCAAGUCCAAGGUUGUCAGCUGUGACGGUGGUGGUGGCCCUCUCGGUCACCCCAAGGUCUUCAUCAACACCGACAAGCCCGAGAUUGCCACCUGUGGAUACUGCGGUGUUCCCUUCGCCCACGAGCACCACCGCGCUUACCUGAAGUCUCUGCCCGCCACCAGCUACCCUCUCGAGCCCACCGGUGACGCCGCCGAGGUCAACGAGGCCCAGCGCGUGACAGAAGGUGGUCUGGAGCAGCGAUAA